This is a messenger RNA of Pterocles gutturalis (yellow-throated sandgrouse), 1402 nucleotides long. Its product is annotated as SLAIN motif-containing protein 1-like. Gene Ontology annotation, biological process: cytoplasmic microtubule organization; microtubule nucleation; positive regulation of microtubule polymerization. The annotation marks the transcript as partial. Gene Ontology annotation, cellular component: microtubule plus-end. The transcript has 2 exons. NCBI's taxonomy places the organism in Eukaryota, Metazoa, Chordata, Aves, Pterocliformes, Pteroclidae. The record is from RefSeq and is a predicted model, not a curated record.
UUCCAUCACCAGGACAGCUUCAGCACAGAGUUCACAGCGUGGGACAAUUUCCGGUGUCUGUCAGACAGCCUCUCAAAGCUACUGCCUAUGUAAGCCCAACCGUACAAGGUAGUAGCAUCAGUAGCAGCAGUAAUAGCAGUAUUCCAGUGUCCAACAAUGUGCAGUUACAUUCUAACACUGGGAUCCCAAUGCCAAACAAGACUGCCAGCCAAGGGAUUGUAGGGCGCAGUGCUCUUCCGAGACCAUCGCUGGCCAUCAAUGGGAGUGGCAUACCCAGAAGUAAAAUUGCACAGCCAGUUCGAAGUUUUCUUCAGCCUCCAAAGCCACUUUCAUCGCUCAGCACGAUGCGGGAUGGGAACUGGAGAGACGGCUGCUAUUGAUGAAGGAUGCCCAUCAAGAGUGGAAAAUAAAUAAUGCGGAUUUCAUUACCCAGCUGGCUGGGUAAUAAUGCUUUGAGAAAGGAGGGUCACACAGUAUUAUUUCCCCCGGGAUUUUAAUAUGUAACCAUCCAUAAUAAAAUGUCAUUUUAAAAAAAUGAACAUCUUAUCAAAUACUAAAUGUUGCACUUAAUUAGUUACCUGAACAGCUGCAUUGGUAUCAGACUAACAAUGGCAUUGUUGGCAUUUGGAACUGAAGAUUAAGUAUUAUAGAUGUGCAAAGUACCAGAAUAUUUCCUUGGAAGAAACUAGGAGAUAAUGCUUUCCAGGCAGCUUUGCCAUACUGAAAUUUUAAGAUAAUUUAUUCAGUGUAAAGGCAUCAUACAUUUUAUUUUGAAUUUGGGGGGACUUAUGUAUGUGCUUGAAUUUUUUUCUAGUGUUUCCAGUACAUUUUAUUUUGUAUACUUGAGUUCAUUUAAACUUGCCUGAACCUUGGACAAUGGAGAGAUAAUUUAACUUUUCUGUGCCAUAAAUAAUAUUUUUUGGGUAAUGUACUUUUUUAGCGCUAGGAACAUAUCUCACAAAAUCGUACCAUUGGCAAUACAAAGCAGUAUAUAUAUGUUGCAGAAGCACAAAAAAGUAGCAUUCACUGGUAAUUGUCAUCCAGCUGGGUCAGCAUGGUUUUGUUGGUCUUUCGCCAUUUGUUCAAUUGUUAAUUUAUUGUCAUGGUGUUUUGUAUUUAAAAUGGCAGCAUAAGUCACAUUGCACUUACAAAGAUACAGUGAUCUCUAAAACUACAGUUGGUUUUCAGUACUUUAUUACAAAGGAUAAAAUUGUGAUGUUUUAUUAACAGUUGCUUAUGGAAAAUGAGUUUUAAUGCAAAUAAAUCUUUUUGAUAGAUCUUUUACAAAAUCCAAUUGCACUAAUCAAUGCUUUCUUAUAAUGGCAUAUGACUUAAUAUUUGAUUACAACUGUGUAUACUGCUGUUUUCGAAUGUUUCAGAAAUAAAGAGUCUAUUUCAGCAA